GUGAGCUUUGAGUGCGACUGAUUUCCUUGCCGCAGCCUGUUUAAUUGUGAGGUUGCUGUACUCUACUCCCAUCAUUUCUGGCUGUUGCUUGUUUUGUGUGACUGGAGUUGUCGAAAUUUCUUCCUCUGUAUGCCCCGGUGCAUUUCCUUACUGGUCCCCCAUCUUAUAAGAUAGAAAGAGCUUGGAGGUACGCUUUUGAGGGGCAUUGGCCGUAUAUCGUGCAAUCCCGCAAGACUCAUCCUGCUUGGCCUUGAGCCAUAGCGGAAUGAUGAGCUCCAUGGAGAGGGAGCCGCUGCUGGACGAGAAGUAUGCGCUUCUCGACAGUGACCUAGAAGGAAAGAGCAUGGCAACAGACAUCAGAAGGAGGAUUGAACGAUGGCGACCCUUCUCCAAGCAGGACGGCAUGCAGAGUGCUCGGCGCCUGCCCUCGACAUGGCUCUUGAUUUCUCUCCUGUGCGGCACCGCUAUCCUCGGAUCCUUUACUUUCUAUUCUGCUUGCAUAUCCGGCACCCACCACUCUCCUAUCUCCCCUACCGACGACAUGACCCCCAUCUCCAACUAUACCUGCAUCCCAGGAAAACCCUGUUGGCCCUCCGCGAGUCAGUGGGGUGCCUUCAACCACAGCAUCGGCGGUAACCUCAAAAUUACUGUCCCUUGGGCUGCCCCUUGUUACUCCGGCAUGUCCAGUGAGGAGUGCAAGAAGGUGGCGACUCACUAUAUGGACGGUAUUUCCCGAACCGCACAAUACGGCUCUAUGGAAUUUCUCGACUGGGAAACUUGCGGGCCGUCGAAUUGCAUCCUCAACUCUUUCGCUCCUUCUUCUCCUGUCUCCGGGCAAUGCCAGCUCGGUCGCCUUUCGUCGUAUUAUGUUGAAGCCCACACUGCAGACGAUAUUAGCAAGGCUCUUAAUUUCACUCGGGAGCACGGAAUUCGAGUAUCUAUCAAGAAUACUGGUCAUGAUUACUUCGGACGUAGCAAUGCGGCAAACUCUCUCGCUAUCUGGACACACAACAUGAAAGACGCGAAGUACUACAAGACUUUUCAACCCAAGGGCUGCAAGACCCAGUACACCAACGUAGGUCAAGUCGGUGCUGGUAUCCAGGCUCAAGAAGCCUGGGAGUUCUUUGAGCCAUUGAACAUGCUCGUCACAGUUGGCGCAGUCAGCUCCGUCGGUAUCGCAGGAGGUUUCGGACAAGGCGGCGGCCACGGACCUUUAGGACCGACGUGGGGACUGAUGGUCGAUCAGGCUAUUGAGUUUGAUGUCGUAACUGCCGAUGGCAAGGUCCGCACCAUCAAUGAAUGCACAGAUCCCGAUCUUUUCUGGGCUAUGCGAGGCGGUGGUGGAGGAACCUACGCCGUUCUGACUGCCUACAAGUUCCAGCUCCAUCCUGCGAUUCCUCUGAACGUAUACAGCUUCCAAGCCAACUGGACUCCUCCGACAGACAUCACGGAAUCAAAGGUACAUCGCGAUAUCAUAACAGCACUCGCUCGAAACCAAACCCUCUUUGCCAAACACGGUAUCGCUGGCUACAAUUUCCUUCUCCCUGAUCACAUGGUCUCACUGCAAAUUCUACCUAGCAGUGACACCGAAGCCAUAAAAGCGAUCACAGCUCAAUGGCACGACUUCCUCACAUCAUACCCUAACCUCACGAUCCAUGACAACACAUACCACACCUUCCCCAAAUUUUCCGAGUGGCACAAAUUCUCAGAAUCACCCUCUAUCGCGCGCAAUGGCCCUGUUGGUCUCGGUCUCGCUGAAUCCGGCCGUUUCGUUCCCAAGAAGCUUUUCACGACUGAAGAAAAGAUCUCUAGCGUUGUCAACGCCGUCUUAUCUGCCAUGCAAAUAUCAGUUACGAAUAAAGGUGGUGGAUCUGCUCAACUUUACGCGACGGGUCCUCUCAACCAGCCAGACAAUGCCAAGACUGGAGUAAAUCCGGCGUGGAGAGAUUCCAUGUGGGAAGUCAUCAUGGGAGGAAUCUGGACAUCCAACACCCCUCUCAACGUUCGAACCCAAAUCCAAAACACCAUUUCGGCGUCGAUACAGCCGUUCAAGGCGAUCACGCCAGAUGGUGGGUGUUAUAUGAAUGAGGGGGAUUGGACCGAAGAGAACUGGCAGCAGACUUUCUUUGGAAGUAACUACAAUAAGCUGCUGGCGGUGAAGAAGAUAUAUGAUCCGACAGGACUUUUCAAUUGCUGGAAGUGUGUGGGCUGGACUGGGUAUGAAGAUCCUAUGUACUCGUGCUACGCACAGAGUGGAACAUAUCCGAAUCCUACCAUUCCUCUCGGUCCCGCAGUAUAUGAGUAUGAGUAGUUCUUAACGUUGCGCUUUCUAAAUUUUAGCUAUUCAUACUAGUUGUUUUGCCCCAGGUGUUCUCUUUGCCUAUUUCAAUUUCGCAUCGCCGUGCCAACUAUUUAGCAUUAUGUAAAACACUAGGGUUUAGAACAUCUUCGGAAGGGAAUGGAAAGUUUCGCAUGGGUAAAGGCGACGGAGUAGGGAGCAUGAUCGAGGUAUUUCGGUUUGUCUAUACCUUACACCUAUUAUCCUCUUUAUAUGUCGGUGUUCUCUGUAGCAUAUUUCCAAAGAAUCUAUCUAUAUGAUCUUUCCC
This is a messenger RNA of Lindgomyces ingoldianus, 2606 nucleotides long. RefSeq names its product FAD-binding domain-containing protein. The record is from RefSeq and is a predicted model, not a curated record. Lineage: Eukaryota; Fungi; Ascomycota; Dothideomycetes; Pleosporales; Lindgomycetaceae. The transcript is spliced from 2 exons. Gene Ontology annotation, molecular function: oxidoreductase activity; FAD binding. Bases 266 to 2311 code for a protein of 681 amino acids.